AUGACCGAGCAAAUUCCGAAAAGCAUGAGGGCGGCUGUCGUCAAGGACUUCAACAAAGGCUAUGAAGUGCGCGACAUAGAUGUCCCCGCUGACCUUGGCCCAAACGACAUUCUUGUUAAAGUUGCCGCAGCAGGCUACUGCCACACCGAUCUACAAGUGGAGCAAGGCGUCUACGAAUCUGCGGGGGCAAAGCCUGGCCUUGUAGGAUCACAUGAGCCUGUGGGAACAGUCGUCAAGGCCGGAUCUGACGCAGCUAAAUCAAAUAUCCACGUUGGCGACCGUGUUGGCUCGAUCAAUACAUACGCAUUCUGCGGAGAAUGCAAUGCUUGUAAACACCAGGGCCAGCAGCUCUGUGAGAAGCUGGUCGGCAUGCUCGGUUUGACUAUCAAUGGUGGUUUCGCCGAAUAUAUGAAAGCGGAUGCCCGUGUCGUCUCUAAGAUCCCGGAGUCCAUUCCGUGGGCGGAAGCUGCGCCGCUAUUCUGCGCGGGCGCUACGGUUUACGGUGCCCUCUUGGCAUCUGGCAUUAAGAAAGGCCAAUGGCUCGCGAUUGUAGGCAUUGGUGGCCUUGGGCAUCUAGGGGUGCAAUAUGCCAAAGCCCUAGGCGCUAAUGUAAUCGCCAUUGACAAUCGAAAAGAAGCUAUCGACACGGCUCUCUCCGUUCCGUCACACCUCAAGCCGGAUAAGACAUUCGUGAUCGACUCAGAUGACGCGCAGAAACGAGUCAUUGAAGAAUUGCAGUCUUCCUUUUAUGACACCAACCCAGGUGUGGACCGUGUUGUUAUCAACGCGGAAGCACGAGAGUUGAUCAAAUUCUCGCAGCAGUUUCUACGCAAAGGCGGCAUCCUGGUUGAUGUUGGCUUACCAUCAGAGACGACGCUGGAAGUCGACCCGUUCGCGCUGAGCUUUAAAGAGCAGACUAUCAAGGGCCGUUUGAUCUGUACACCUGAACAGUGUCAGGAUAUGAUCAACAUUCAUGCAGAAAAUGGAUGCAGGGUGCAUAUUGAAAAGACUUAUGGGGUGGAGCAAAUCAAUGAUAUGUUCCAGCAUUAUCAGAGGAAGGACUUGAAGGGCCGACUUUGCAUGGUGUUCUAG
Molecule: messenger RNA, 1092 nt
Organism: Penicillium longicatenatum
Lineage: Eukaryota; Fungi; Ascomycota; Eurotiomycetes; Eurotiales; Aspergillaceae
Product: zinc-dependent alcohol dehydrogenase
Exons: 1
Coding region: 1-1092 (363 amino acids)
Molecular function (GO): oxidoreductase activity
Source: RefSeq, a predicted model, not a curated record